Messenger RNA from Jaminaea rosea, 4099 nucleotides. RefSeq lists its product as hypothetical. Gene Ontology annotation, molecular function: protein serine/threonine kinase activity; ATP binding. The record is from RefSeq and is a predicted model, not a curated record. NCBI's taxonomy places the organism in Eukaryota, Fungi, Basidiomycota, Exobasidiomycetes, Microstromatales. Bases 107 to 3676 code for a protein of 1189 amino acids. Gene Ontology annotation, cellular component: cytoplasm. Gene Ontology annotation, biological process: autophagy; peptidyl-serine phosphorylation. The transcript has 2 exons.
AGUGCACAGGAGCAGCCUGUUGCAGACUGCUCCGUUCUUGGAGCUAGUCGAUUGCACUCAGACGCCGUGAUAGGCGCCUAGCUCGCAUUUGCGACUCUCGCUCGUCAUGGCCGCAGAUGACGGAGUCAAAGAGGCGGCAGCGGCACGACCGGCGGCCGCGAUGACGGCCUCGGCGACAGGGUCAUCUGCUCCUCUUGUCUCCUCUUCAUCAUCAUCAGCAUCAUCAUCAUCAUCCUUGGCCUCGCCACCGCGACGUAUCGCUUUCCCGUCCAUCUCCGUCGGCACAGUGCCAGAGCAACCUCGAUCACCGCCUACAUCGCCAAGGGUUGUCCAGGAGAGCGCGGAUCUGAAGCUCCGUCCGACUACCUUUUCACCUUCGAGCUCGUCCAUCCGAGCUAGCGAAAAGCUCACAAACUUGCUGCAAGAGGUGACGCCCAAGCCACAGCAGAAAGUCGCAGCUGUUGGACCCGAGGCGCGAGCUCCUUCGCCCGUGCCACACGCUCCUGCCACCUUUCUUGGUCCCGGACCAUCCUCAUCUCCGGGCCCUUCUCUCCCAAUGACGUCGACUCGUACAGCCACUGUGCCUGCUUCACCUGCCGCAGCGAGCUCUUCCACUCGCCAGAUACCACGGCAGCAGCGUUCGGGUCAGCCAUCGUCUUUGCGAUCUGAGUCAAAGGAUAGGGAGAGGGAAAGGGAACGAGCCGCAGCUGCAGCUCGUCAGGCUGAAAAGGAAAAUUGGCAGAGGACAAGAGGAGCUGGCAGCUCAGUCCUUCAUCUUCACCAGCACGUCGCAGCUAGCAAAAGCCCGGCGUCCUUAACCGAGGCUGAUGUCCUGCCUGCACUAGCAGACAUCGAGGGCAAGCUAGCUGCAGGCGCAGGCGACCUCGUCGAUGUGCCGUCACUGGACUUGCUCCUCUCACGAGGUAUCUCAGACUACACCAUCCUUCCCAAGGUGCUAGGCCGAGGCAAGUUCUCCACCGUUUUCAUUGCGUCGAGGUACGGACAAUUGUCCGCCAUCAAACACACUGCCCUCUUCCCUCACCAUCAGCUCAUCUCGACUCGACUGCUUCGUGAGCCCACGCUUCUUGCCGAGUUACCUCCCCACCCCAAUCUCGUCGAGGUCAAGGAGACCAUUCGCACUCCGGGCCACUUCUACCUCGUUGAGGAAUACCUCGGCGGCUAUGUUACCCUUGAAGCGCUUCUGCCUAGAUUCGCCAAGGCUCGCGGCUCAAAGGAAGUAUUGCCCCUCGCGCCGGCCAAUACCAUCCUCUCGCAGCUCCUCUCAGCCGUUCGUGCAAUCCAUCACCCGCUGCAAAUUUGCCAUCGGGACAUCAAGCCAGAGAACAUCCUCGUCCAUCCCGAGACGUUGCAGCUCAAGCUCCUCGACUUUGGCCUCGCAACGCACUACAGCAAGAGUGAGCCCAAGCUCACCACCUGCUGCGGCUCUCCUGCCUUUCACUGCCCCGAAAUCGUGAGAGCACUGGCGAGCACUCCGGGUACAUCAAGCUAUUGGGGCCCAGAGGUAGACGCCUGGACCUGCGGCGUGACGAUGCUGCGCGUCUUGACGGGGGUGCGAUACCCGCUCGGAAGCAACCAUACAUCGCUACGCAGUAUGGCCAUACGAGCGCAGAGAGCCGUGGCGCAGAUUCCGCUCUCGGACGAGACUGCGAGCGCCGAGGAGGGGCUGGGGGCCAAGAUGCGCGACAUGGUGGGCAAGCUGCUCGAGAUGGAUGCCGUCAAACGCAUGAAGCACUUUGAGGAGAUGGCAGUCGAGAGGGAUCGGCAGGAACAGCCCGAACGAGGUGUCAAGAGCUUCAAGAGCACGACGUUUGUGCCGACUGAGCCUAGCCAUAAGAUGGAUCUUCCGCUGCUCAGCGAGACAGCGGCAGAGAAGGUCGUGUUCCCGCAGCAGCAGCGCGAGCAGUCAGUGCCUGGGGUAAAUGGGUAUUUCCCUGCACCGACCAGCCGCCGCACCACGCCCACCAGUUCGCGGGCGCCGAGCCCGACUCCUCCCAAUGAUCGACGAGCAUCUGUAGAUGAGGCUGCCGCCAAGGAGCCAGCGCAUCCAGAAUCGCGUCCGCGGGCUCCUCGCCUCAUCAUGCUCAAUCCCUGGAAUCAACCUCCGCAGCGCGUCCUCUCCUUCAUCAAAUACUGCCUACGCUGUUCCGGUAUCCUUUACCACUGCUGGCCAGACGCGGCCACAGCCGCACAGGAGACAUGGGCGAGCACGCUCUCCCCUCGUUCCUCAUACCAAGCGCCCGCAGAUGGACUUGCUUCGCCCCCUAUGACUCCAUUUCCCAUCCCAACGCUCGAGGACAGGCAAGACGGUUGGGCGCAUGUGCACCUGUUUCAGUGUGUGAUUGAGUAUCGAGAGCCAGUGGCUGCGGAGGAAGGUAAGAAUGGCGGAGAGGCAUGGGCAACGGGUGGGCGCGGCUUAGUACAGAGCAUUAUGGCUGCUUUUGGGCGAAAGACUUCGACUACAGCAGCACCCCAGCUCAAGCGCUCCUCUUCGCAACCGGGUCUCGCGGCCAGCGGCAAGGUGGCAGGUGCGAACGGGACAGCUACGAAUGGCACCGCCACUCCUACAGGCUCGAGCUCUACGUCGUCAAGCGCGUCAAGUGGCGGUGGUAGCGUCAAGGCACUCACGUUUCACCUCAUUGUACGCUUCUCCAAAGUCUCGCGAGCUUCAUCGCGCCCGAACCUGUCGCGAGCGAGCACGUUGCAACAGCAGAGCAAGAGCAGGACAAGAGCUAGCUCAGCUGCUUCGCUGUUCGCAGGCGGGGAAGAGCUGAACCGGACGACCUCGACUUCUACGGCGGUCGCAGAAGGUGCAGCGCCGGCUCUCACCCCCAUCGUUGCCUCGCCUGACAGCUCCAUGCCGCCACCGCCGUUGCCUUCUGAGGCUCAGAGAGGGACAAGCCAAACGGAAGCAUCGGGCGGUGGGCAGAGCAAGGCGUCCGUUGCCACCUCUUCAACACCAACGCCCACCUUCGUCAAGCGACAGUCCCAAUCCACCACGAUGACCAUACCCGCCGCGGGUAACGCGGGCCUCUCGAUCGACACGACCGCCCGUCCCGAGGCCUUUCGUACCACGAGCACUACCACUCCCACGGGAAGCACUCCGACCCGUGCGCGCAAGCCGAGCAGGGCAGCACAUGCGUCAUCGGCCGGCGGUGCCACUAGCACAUCACACCAACGCGCUGCGAGCAAGUCGAGCCCUCCAAAUAAGAUCCUCCUAGAAGUGAGCGACCCCCGUGCUCUCCCCAUGCUUAGGCAGGCCCUCUCCGUCGGUGGUACGUCGGACACGCUCGAAGUGGAGACCAGGUCGGCUCCCCCGCCGCUGGCUCACAGAUCGUACUCGAUGUUCGGCACCGCAUCCGGGUCUGGCUCUGGCUCUGGCUCCGGCAGCGGAGUCAACUCAUCGUCCUCAGGUCACGCAACGCCCGCCGUCGUUGAAGACGAGGAGCCCCUCGGUCCCUCGUUCGGGGACGCGCGCAAGUACUCAAGCGUAGGGAGCGCGGCCGGCAAACCGCCGAGGGCGGCUAGGUCACAGAGUUACUUCGGGCCAAGGGCCUCCGCAUUGGGAGGUGGGGCGAAGGGAGCGAGUGCUGCAGCGGCUGUGUUGGAGUGCGCCUGCUGCUGGGGAGGAGCAGCGGGUGAGUCGCGACGGCAGUAGCCUUGAUCGAGGCGGCAGUGAUGCCAACAGGGAGCGCGUCGACGAUGAGCAACAGCGCGGGCGUGGCAUGACGAGGGGUAUGACGAGUCCCAAUCUUGCCUACACUGAUGCCAAGGGCCAGACGGAGGAGACGUUGGCAUGCUGAGGGCCGCGAUGGGGACGCGACCGCGGUUGUUCUUGUCUCGAAUUCUGUACUUCUUUUGAUGCCGUGCAUUCUGCUCUCCGCUCUCUCCGCUCGCCUCCACUCGAUGCGCUUCCGCCCUUGAUUGUCUUGCUUCCGUGCCAAACGGCUGUCCAUAUCACGAUCACCUUCAGCAUUCCUCAGCGCCUCAUCGAUUGUGAUGCAGCCUACCAAUCUCGUUCUCUUACCACAACGACGGUAGUAUCGUGAGCACUGCGUGUUGCUGCUUUCUUCGGAUCGCC